CCUUAUUAAAAAUAUCUAAAGAAUAUAGACUAGUUCAACUGAUGGAUUUUAAGAUUUAUCCAAUGACAGACAGCCAAGGACAUUGCCAACUGGAAGGCUGAAUUUUAAUUUUACAAAAUGAAUCAAGGCCCGAACUGGCCACCAUUAUGUAUCCUACCUCGGAGCUACUGGCACGCCUCGCCACCAUACAUCGAGGAGGCCCUGGAACACCCCAUCAAGUAUGUGUUCUGCAUGAACACACGCACCCUUCCUUGCCACAUUGAGAACCAGUGCAGCCAGGUGGUCAAGGGUCUGCAGGACGCACACCGGAGAAACCACUACCGGGAUAUCCGCUACAACUUCGUUAUAGCAGGAGACGGUAAUGUAUAUGAGGGAAGAGGAUGGAAAUGUCAGGGGAUUCUACCUGAGAAAUACAGAGAGUACAAUACCAAAGCGAUCAUCCUAGGCUUCAUUGGUCACUACACAGAGGUUGACCUCCCUGAAAUUAUGGUUCUCAGAAGAAACGAACUGGUAACAUAUGGUGUGAAGCAAAAAUACAUCGCAGAAGACUUCCAGCCCUAUGAAAUAUUUGAACGAAGGCCAAUGUAUGACACGUCAAUGUGAAGGACGAUGAUUCUAAAAAUCAUCUCAGUGCUAAAUUAUAAAGAUAAAUUUAUAAGGUUGAAAAAGACUGGUACACUAUAAUACAUAUGCUCUAUUGAAAAUAUAGCGUAAUUAUUUUUUACUUCUUCAAUGUAACAUUAAAGAAAAUGUUUAUGACUUUAAAUAUUGUAAUAAAAAAGUGUUAUCCAUUACAGUAAAGAUUAGUUUAGUUAUUUCUUUGAGAGUAGCCAAACCUGA
This is a messenger RNA of Macrosteles quadrilineatus (aster leafhopper), 840 nucleotides long. RefSeq names its product peptidoglycan-recognition protein SB2-like. The record is from RefSeq and is a predicted model, not a curated record. Gene Ontology annotation, biological process: peptidoglycan catabolic process. Gene Ontology annotation, molecular function: zinc ion binding; N-acetylmuramoyl-L-alanine amidase activity. The transcript is spliced from 4 exons. Bases 118 to 603 code for a protein of 161 amino acids. NCBI's taxonomy places the organism in Eukaryota, Metazoa, Arthropoda, Insecta, Hemiptera, Cicadellidae.